AUGCGUGGAGUGGGCAAAUGGAUGCUGUUGUCGGACAUACAGACCCGUAAGUUUGGUGACGAGACGGGAGAGUUUCAGUUGGAGUUGUCUUUGGGAAACAUAAUGACUGUCUAUGAGGCAGACCUACAGAUGACGAAGACAUGCAAACUAGAGACCACUUACUUCACGUUCGGCUCAUUUGAUUGGAACCUAUCGAUUGUCACUCAGAUGUACAACACAUCCCCGAGCAAUGAGAUGGAUAGCCAAAGGGAUGGGUGCCAAAGACCCCUCGUAUUGCUAAACCGGAUGACAGGUUUUGACAACCCGUGUCGGGUGCAGUACCGAUGCAUUUUGGGUGAAGGCAAGUAUAGGGAAGACUCGGGAAUUUUGGACCAGAUCUCGGACGUGACGGGAAGGAUACGUGGCUUUCAAAUCAGAUACUCUUUGAAUGAAUUGGCGAAACAUCACGGAGUGGUUCGCGUCUAUCUGGAGCUUCACUGUUGUAAUACCAUUAGUGAAGCUAAGGUUCCCGUCAUUAGAAACCCUUCGCCAACCAUUAAUUGCUACGAUCGCAACAAACAGGGCUGGUGUAUUGAAGCCGAUUUGGAUAGCGAACACAUGCGACUAAAGCUAUUUUUUAUGGAUUUACAUUCAGUGCCUCGAAAUCAUUUGCGUUACAUCUCAUGGAUUGCUUAUGUAGUCACUCGAGACCCCAGGAAUGUGCCUCGAAAUCAUUUGCGUUACAUCUCAUGGAUUGCUUAUGUAGUCACUCGAGACCCCAGGAAUGGUAUUCGUGAGAGUAUUGUAGUCACCAAUUCUCCACACGGCAACUAUUAUAUACAAGAUGGCAUGGAUAUGGGCACCAUCAUGGACACCAACAUCCUCUCCCAUCAGAUAAAAGAGUCGCCAAAGGUCUAUCUGGAAAUGGAGGGACAGUUGACUGUCCACAUUGAAUGGUGUGAUUCAAUGAUGCUUUUCAACCAUAUCUAUCAUAAAUACGAUGACAUCCCUCGCAUUCAUUGUCAACAAAUGCGGUCAAACCCGUAG
This is a messenger RNA of Oppiella nova, 1026 nucleotides long. Lineage: Eukaryota; Metazoa; Arthropoda; Arachnida; Sarcoptiformes; Oppiidae. The record is from the annotation of a GenBank genome assembly.